This is a messenger RNA of Sugiyamaella lignohabitans, 288 nucleotides long. It is a transcript of the gene TMA10, whose product is annotated as Tma10p. The transcript has a single exon. NCBI's taxonomy places the organism in Eukaryota, Fungi, Ascomycota, Dipodascomycetes, Dipodascales, Trichomonascaceae. The record is from RefSeq and is a predicted model, not a curated record. The coding region runs from base 1 to 288 and encodes 95 amino acids.
AUGGCUCGUACUACCAGAUCUACCAGUGGUUCUUCUGAAGAACAACUUCCCCGUUUCUUUGCCAAGAAUGGCCAUUACAACCAAGACCCCAACAAGGUCAAGAAAGACGGUCACGGCAGAGGCAAUUGGGGUAAAGAGGGCGACGAGAUCGAGGACCUCGAGCAAACUGGCGAGUUCAAUUUCAACCACACCCGUCGUCGAUCUAACUCGACCACUGGUAACCACCCCGACAUGAACUCUCAAACCAAGUUUGAUAGAAACGACGAGGUCUUUGAAGAAGACUUUUAA